Molecule: messenger RNA, 2139 nt
Organism: Lotus japonicus
Lineage: Eukaryota; Viridiplantae; Streptophyta; Magnoliopsida; Fabales; Fabaceae
Exons: 2
Coding region: 1-2139 (712 amino acids)
Biological process (GO): telomere maintenance; DNA repair
Molecular function (GO): DNA helicase activity
Source: RefSeq, a predicted model, not a curated record
AUGGAGUCCAAUUCUAAGUAUCCGGAGGGUAGAGAGCUAACAUAUGUUCAGUUUCCAGGAUCAUUUGUUUAUGAUCCGAGUAGCAGAUCAUGGCAUCCGAGGAAACAGGGUUUGACUAUUGGGCGAAUAAAUUUUGUGCCCCCUGGUUCAGGUGAAUUAUAUUACUUGAGGUUGUUGUUGAAUGUGCAAAGAGGUUGUACAAGCUUUGAAGAUUUGAGAUCAGUUAAGAGUAAUGUACAUGACAGUUUCCGUGAUGCAUGUGUCUCAUUGGGGUUGUUGAAGGAUGAUGGUGAGUAUAUUAAUGGUAUAUUGGAUGUGGGAACCAUAUCUUCGGGAUUAUAUUGUAGAGGCUUAUUUGUUUCAUUCCUAUUAGCAAAUUCCAUGUCUAAUCCCCUCAAGGUAUGGAAGGAAACUUGGCAUGUACUGGUUGAUGGAAUCCUUUAUGAUUUACGAAAGAAACAUAAUAAUAAAGAAUUGAAUAUUGAUGAGGAAGAAUUGAAGGGUUUGUGCUUAAUGGAGAUAGAGAAAGUGUUGAUGGUAAAUGGAAGAUCAUUGAAAGAUUACUCUAACAUGCCACAAGUUGAUCCUAAUAUUCUGAACCAGUAUGGUAAUGUUCUAUUAUUCAAUGAGCUUAACUUUGAUAUUAUUGAGAUGAAGAAAUUGCACCUUGAUUUUUUCAAUAAGAUGAAUAGUGGGCAAGCUAAGGUAUACGAUGAGAUUAUUUCUGCGGUGAAUAAGGAUAAUGGCGGUUUUUUCUUUGUUAAUGGUCAUGGUGGAACUGGCAAAACAUUUUUAUGGAAAACAUUGACUUACAGGCUUAGAUCAGAGAAAAAAGUUAUAUUGAAUGUUGCUUCAAGUGGCAUAGCUUCUUUGUUACUACCUGGUGGUCGAACCGCACAUUCACUUUUUUGCAUUCCGCUUAAUGUUAAUGAAGAUUCAUGUUGUGGGAUUGUUCAAGGUAGUCCAAAAGCUGAGUUACUUCAGUUAACCAGUUUGAUUAUUUGGGAUGAAGCACCAAUGGUUAGUAGAUAUGCGUUUGAAGCAUUGGACAAGUCAUUGAGAGAUAUCAUGAGAGUCAUUGAUCCUGUAAACUUUGAUCUACCAUUUGGGGGCAAAGUUGUUGUCCUAGGUGGCGAUUUUAGACAAAUUUUACCAGUUAUUCCCAAGGGUAGUAGAGCUGAGGUUGUUAUGGCUACCAUCAAUUCAUCCCGCUUGUGGAGAUUCUGCAAGGUUCUCACAUUAACGGAAAACAUGCGUUUGCUUGGUAACUUGAACAAUCUUGAGGUUGAAGAGGUUAAGUAUUUUGCCAAAUGGGUUCUUGAUGUUGGAGAUGGUAAUUUAGGAGACUAUAAUGAUGGUGAAUCUUUUAUAAAAGUGCCUGAGGAAACAUUUAUCCAACAGUCAUCCAAUCCUGUGUUUGAUAUUGUACAAACUAUGUUUCCCAAUAUUCUUCAGAAGAUUGGAUGUGCUGAGUAUUAUCAAGACAAGGCUAUACUUGCUCCUACAUUGGAUGCAGUUGAUAUGGUUAAUAAAUAUGUGUUGUCACUAUUUCCUGGUGAGGGGACGACCUAUUUAAGCUCUGAUUCAGUAUGGGGUAUCGAUGAAGAGCUUGGCAUUGAAGCUGAUUGGUUGACAACUGAAUUUCUUAAUGAUAUCAAGUGUUCUGGUAUUCCAGAUCAUGAGUUGGUGUUGAAGAUAGGAACUCCUGUGAUGCUCAUGCGAAAUCUAGAUAUAUCUAUUGGAUUAUGCAAUGGAACUAGGCUUAUUGUUAACCAUCUUCGUCCAAAUGUUGUUGGAGGUAUUGUCAUCUCUGGCACACAUGCUGGUAGGCAAACUUUCAUUGGUAGGAUGAACAUGAUUCCAAGUGAUCAGAGUAUGCCCAUUAGGUUUCAAAGAAGACAAUUUCCUCUUCUUGUCUCAUUUGCCAUGACUAUUAAUAAGAGCCAAGGUCAAACACUAUCAGAUGUUGGUGUUUAUUUGCCAAGUCCUGUUUUUUCACAUGGGCAGUUGUAUGUUGCUGUUUCUCGUGUGAAGACGAGAUCUGGUUUGAAGAUCCUAAUAUGCAACGAGGAUGUUAGGGAACGAGAUGUAACAAAAAACAUUGUUUAUAAGGAGUUUUUUCAAAAAAUCUACAAUUGA